Messenger RNA from Drosophila hydei, 2207 nucleotides. It is a transcript of the gene Diap2, whose product is annotated as death-associated inhibitor of apoptosis 2. Lineage: Eukaryota; Metazoa; Arthropoda; Insecta; Diptera; Drosophilidae. The record is from RefSeq and is a predicted model, not a curated record. The transcript is spliced from 3 exons. Bases 167 to 1663 code for a protein of 498 amino acids. Gene Ontology annotation, cellular component: nucleus; cytoplasm.
CUCAUAUACGGAGAGCUAGUGCCGAACGGUAACACUGGCACGGAAUCAAUAAACUUUAUUUUCGCAGCUGCGUUUCAGUUUGUUUUUAGUUCAUUUGUUCAACUACAGAUAGCUAAUUACAUCAUUACAUAGGUAAAAUAAUUAAGAAAUAUACACAUUCGCAAACAUGACCGAACGUCGGUUGGAAUUGGAAAGCGAACGAAUCAGAACGUUUGCUCAAUGGCCAACAAAUGCGCCAGUUCAGGUCGAUGAUUUGGUAAAGAAUGGAUUUUUUGCCACGGGCAAUUGGUUGGAGGUGGAAUGCAACUUUUGUCACAUGCGCAUAGACCAUUGGGAAUACGGCGAUCAGGUAGCUGACAGACAUCGAACCGCUUCGCCUAUUUGUUCGAUGGUCCUUGCCCCCAAUCACUGUGGCAAUGUGCCCAUGGAAUCCGGACCAGCUUCUGGAAACCAGAACAGCGACUCUGAAGGCAACAGCGUCGUUGAUGGUGGCACCGGACAGCAAGGCCAAUGCGCUUGUCCGGAUCUGCUAAUCGAAGCAAAUCGACUGGAAACCUUCAAGGAUUGGCCAAAUCCAAAUAUCACACCCCAAGCUUUGGCAAAAGCGGGCUUUUAUUAUCUAAAUCAAUCGGAUCAUGUGAGAUGUGUGUGGUGCAAGGGCGUUAUUGCCAAGUGGGAAAAGAACGACAAUGCUUUCGACGAGCACAGACGCUUCUUUCCUAAUUGCCCACGUGUGCAGAUGGGACCGUUAAUCGAGUUCGGUGGCAAGGAUCUGGAGGAGUUGGGCAUACAACCCACAACGAUGCCGCAGCGCCCACAAUAUGCCUGCAUCGAGGCACGUUUGCGCACCUUUAGCAAUUGGCCCAUUGCGAAUAUACAACCUGCUGAACCGUUGGCCCAGGCAGGCUUAUACUAUCAGAAGAUCGAUGAUCAGGUGCGUUGCUUUCACUGCAAUAUUGGUCUGCGCAGCUGGCAGAAGGAAGACGAGCCGUGGCAUGAGCAUGCCAAAUGGUCGCCCAAAUGCCAGUUUGUGCUGCUCGCCAAAGGGCCCCAAUAUGUGAGACAGGUGCGGGAGGCAGCAGCUGCGUCCCCCACAGCGGCCACAGCUCCAGAGCUGCCCACCAGUAUUGGCAGCGCCAUGUCUGCGGAACCGGCUUGUGCGGCUCUUGCUUUGGGCAUCGAUGUUGGCGUGGUGCGGAGCACAAUUGCCAGAAAGUUGUCAAGUUCGGGUUGUGCCUACGACACGCUGGACGAUCUGCUGCAUGCUAUAUUCGAUGAUGCUGGUGGCUCUGGAGCUGCACUGGAGGUGACUGAACCGCCGGCCAUGACGCCAGCUAAUGUUGCCUGUGAAGCCACGACGAGCAAAGCGACACCUGUGGAACCAGCCAAGCCAACAGUAGUUGAUGCAGUAGCUGCUACCUCUGCAGUAACUCCUGUUGCAGCAAUCACCAACUCCAAUCCCAAUGGCAAUUUGUCCCUUGAGGAGGAGAAUCGCCAGUUGAAGGAUGCUCGCCUGUGCAAAGUGUGUCUGGACGAGGAGGUCGGUGUUGUAUUCCUGCCGUGUGGACAUUUGGCAACCUGCAAUCAAUGCGCGCCCAGCGUGGCAAAUUGUCCGAUGUGUCGAGCUGAAAUUAAAGGAUUUGUGCGCACCUUCCUCUCCUAAUUGUCACCUGCAUAUCUGUAAUUGAAAGACCAUAGCAUAAUUAAUGUCUACUAUGUACUUGUACCGCCUAAGCAACUGGUGGGCGUCUCUGUCGGUUGUUUUGCUCGUUUAUCUAACUAGUAGUUAACUCAAUUUGCAAUGUUAUUAACUGUGUCGUGUGUCGAAUAUCUAAGCGUAUUGUGAGUUGUAUUUUUUUAAAUAUUGAAUCUGCUGUUUACUGUUUUAAAAUACCCUCGCAUGAUCUGCAGAAAGAUAUGUUUUAUAUAGGCUUGUGGCUUUUUACUUUUCAAAUUAGUGAAUCCCCAACAGAAUGUGCACAUCGAAUUGAACCUGAAACUCUAUUUAUUAUGUGCUUGUUAUAUUUAGAUAUAGAUCAAAUCGUUAGCUCCCAGUUUCUAUCUGCAUAUCAAGCUAGAUGACAUAUGUGUAUUUACCAUGCGCUCUUACAGCUGCAUCUGUGAGGGUAUUUUUGGAAGGCGCAUAAAUGUUUAUAUCUUGUUAUUAAUUGUGUUAAUGGGUCGAUGAUUUUUUGCUAUACACAAAA